AUGGAAAAUAAAAAAGCUUAUCUAAGCGAAAGAUGCGUUAUUGUAGAGGAUGCAAAAGUUAAAGUAUCUAAAGAUGAUGUUGCGCUGAUGGUAAAGGCUAAAUAUACCGAAGAUCUCGUUAGAACUGCGGAAAGAGCAUCGGAGCAGGUGUGCUCAUGGAUGGAUGAGGUGGGGCUAGAAAUAGCGCCGCACAAAACGGAGGCAGGUUGUAGUUUAUAUAAAAUAAAGUUAGCUGAUAGCCCGAGAUGUCUCUAUGGCGACUCCGAUGCUGAUACGGUGGAGCAUACCCUUUUGGAAUGUAACCGAUGGACAGCUGAACGAAGAGUUCUAUACGAAAAACUAAGAGUCCUAAAAAUUAAGAUUUCCGAUCUAGUUCCAGUGAUGAUUCGAUCCCCAGAAAAUUGCAAUAGUGUUCACACUUUUAUGGAGACACUAAUACAUGCAAAAGAGAAAGAAGCUAGACGAAGUAACUAA
Sitophilus oryzae (rice weevil) is the source of this 474-nucleotide messenger RNA. RefSeq lists its product as uncharacterized. The transcript has 2 exons. The coding region runs from base 1 to 474 and encodes 157 amino acids. The record is from RefSeq and is a predicted model, not a curated record. NCBI's taxonomy places the organism in Eukaryota, Metazoa, Arthropoda, Insecta, Coleoptera, Curculionidae.